Nezara viridula (southern green stink bug) is the source of this 3801-nucleotide messenger RNA. Lineage: Eukaryota; Metazoa; Arthropoda; Insecta; Hemiptera; Pentatomidae. The record is from the annotation of a GenBank genome assembly.
GGAUUAUAACAGUUGUCUUGACAACUGAAUAAUUAUCGCUUACGUUUAUAUUUAAGGUUUUUCUUUGUUGAGCUUGUUUUCAUUUAUUAGAAAACCAUUAAUUUGAAAUAGAGAUGAGUGUUAAAGUAGAAUUCAUAGAAGGUGAUUACAUUGAACAGGACUUUACUAGAUCUGAAUCUAUCAAAGUGGUUAGGUUUCAGGAAAGUCUUACAAAAAGAAAACGUGGGCGCCCCAAAAAAAUAAAGACAGAGUCAGAGUGGGAGAUGGCAUCCCAAGGUGGUGAUACAACUGUUACAGUGGUCCCACAAACUCAAAUACUUCAGGUGAGCCAGCCAGCAGUAAGUGUUCAAUUAAGCCCAGAAAAUUCUGUAGACUCAUCUCAUUCAAUAACUGUAACAACUCAUCCUUCCAUACAGGAAGAAGGUGGUGUUUUGUCUUCUGGCGGGAAUUCUGAAGAAGGUAUUCAAGGACCAGAAUCAAGUCCUGGUCAUUACAUUACUGUAACAGCUUCUGAAGGUGGUGGUGAAGAUGUUACUCAUUCUUAUGUUCAAUAUAUAGAAAGCACUGGUGAACAGACAAUAUACACUACUUCAAAUGGCCAAAUGUACCCUGUUUAUACUGUUGGGGAGUCCGGGGCUAUGUAUACUCCAAGUUCUGGCCAAUAUUACAGUCCAGGCAAUACUACUCCAGUUACUUAUACUCAGGUGGCUAACAGCCUUAGUGGAGGAACUACAGGCCAGCUUAUCGGAAACACUGCAUACCUGAUUCAACAAGGAGUAGAGACUGAGAGUAUGAUUGCUAGAGCUAGCCCACAGGCUGUUUCAGCUGAUGUGGCUUACCUUGUAAAUGCCAGUGGUGGAGGAUCUCAAAUUUCUGAUUCCACACCUGAUUCCUCAACUACUGCUUCAAAUGCUCCCAACAUUGUUCAUGCUACUCGUGUUUCUCCUACUACAGUACAAUGGCUUUUAGAAAACUAUGAAACGGCUGAAGGUGUUUCACUUCCACGUUCUACACUCUACAAUCAUUACUUAAGACACUGUUAUGAAAAUAAACUUGAUCCUGUGAAUGCUGCAUCGUUUGGGAAACUCAUUCGCUCAGUUUUCUUAGGUCUUAGAACCAGACGUCUUGGUACAAGAGGGAAUUCUAAGUACCAUUAUUAUGGUAUUCGAUUGAAAGCUAGCAGCUCACUUUUAUGCCAGUCACAGGAUUCUGGUGGUGAAGAAGGAAGCUCGAGAGGUGGCAAGAGGUUUAGAGUUUCUCAAACUAAAUUGGAAGAACCCGUUCAAGCUACUCCUUUACAGGAGUACCUUGGAGAUAGUUCCCAAGCCAUACCUGAACUACCAGAAGUUGAAAUUCCACCAGGCCUUCCAUUACCACAUAUGUGUUCUCUUGAGGACAUUGAUACUUUUAGAUCUAUUUAUAGGGAGCAUUGUGAGGCUUUCUUAGAUGCAAUUGUAAAUCUUGAAUUUGCCACUAUUGAAACACUUUGGCGAGAGUUCUGGAGAUCUCAAGAAAAUACCAAUGGAGAUGAAUGCGAAGAAGAAAAGUAUCUUUCAAAAACAAAGCUUUUUAUGAUCUCCAAACUGAGACCAGUUCAGGAAUUUGUUAAGCGGGUCGAUUUUCUUUUCUACCAAAACUUAGUGCAAGUUCUUAUUCCAGAUGUUCUUAGGCCUAUUCCAAGCUCCCUUACUCAGGCUAUAAGGAACUUCGCAAAAGGCCUUGAAUCGUGGCUAUCUUCUGCAAUGGUUGGAUGCCCUCCUGACAUGGUUGAUAUUAAAGUAUCUGCUGUUUGUGCUCUAGGUCAGACAUUAAGAAGAUAUACAUCACUUAAUCACCUUGCUCAAGCUGCUCGUGCUGUUCUUCAAAAUUCUGUCCAGAUUAACCAAAUGCUAGCUGACUUGAAUAGGGUUGAUUUCCACAAUGUGCAAGAACAAGCAUCUUGGGUUUGUGAAUGUGAUGGGGGACUAGUUGCCAGGCUAGAGGCGGAUUUUAAAACAACGCUUCAAACUCAGAACUCUCUUGAAGAGUGGGCAUCUUGGCUUAAGGCUGUCGUUAAUUCAGUUCUGAAACCUUACCGUGGAAGGAGGGGUUUCUCUGCUGCUGCCAGGCAACUUCUGUUGAAAUGGUCAUUUUACAGUUCUAUGGUCAUCAGAGACUUAACCCUGAGAUCAGCUGCCAGCUUUGGAUCUUUCCAUCUUAUCAGGUUACUGUACGAUGAAUAUAUGUUCUAUCUAGUGGAACAUCAAGUUGCGAGUGCUACUGGUACUAGUCCUAUAGCAGUAAUGGCUACUAAAAGUUGUGGAUUAGACUACUCUGAAAGAAAUGGGAAUAAUAACAAUAACAAUACAAACAUUAAUAACAACAAAGAAGGAGAAAGUGAAAGUCUGACUAAAAAAAUGCGCCUUAGCUAACAAAGUGCAAUAUUAUCAUUAGGAAUAGGACAUAAGCUUGGUUGGUUUCCUUAGCUCAUCCUCAAUCGUCAUAGAAGAAAAAUAAUGAGUGGUUUUUUAAUUAAGAAGAGAAUUUACCUAACUGAGAUCUCAUUGUUUUUUUUGUUUUUUUUUAUUUAAUUAUUAGUUUAAGUUACAUAUUGAAUUUAUUUAUUUUAAUUAAUUUUUAUGUGUAUGACUCCGUCCUUGUUAAUUUUUAAGUUUUGCUCAAUAGUAAAAAAUAUAAUUAAAAAAAAGAGAGAAAAAAAAAUCAAUUUCUCUCUUCUUUCUAGUCAUUUGUUUGUCGUAAGGUGCUCUUUACCAUAAGUGUUUAUAUUUAUUGUCUUUUUGGUAUUUAUGAAAUAAUGAGUUUUUUGCACUGUGGAAUCACUCAAAUAGUGAUAUGACACUUUUUUAUAUAAGACAUAACACAAAAACGAGUAAAUAUUAAUGUAUUUUAAAUAAUUUAAAUAAUUACUAGACUAGCAUGGUGCAAUAAACAGCCAGACAGGGAGAGCUGUCACACUAUUAUAAUAACGUUAGGAAAACCUAGUUGGGAAAAUUGGUGUUAAAUCCUACACUUGAACUUAUUAAGUGUUCCUGACCUUGUUCUAUUAUAAUUGUUUGUAUUUGUCGACGUAUCAUUUGUGCUGUUAAGUAAGUGAACAUUGAAAAGGUAAAAACAGAAAUGAAAUCCUGGAUGAAAAAUUGUCCUAAUAAACUUCAAUAUAGAAAGUUUGGUUGGCUACAUUUGUCUAUGAAAAUUUGUAAUUAAAUUAAAGUUAAGAAAUAUUUGUGUGGAAUAAUAAAUAUUUAUUGUAGGAUAUGAUUAUUUUUUAAAACAAUUAUUGUCCAUGUGCCCUGCUUGUCUGUUUAUUAUGGAAUAAACUAAUUGUUGCUUUCAAUUAGUAAUGAUUGUAAAAUAAAAUUUUAAAAAAUAUAUUGGAAUUUCUUUCUAAUUUUACGUGUAAGUUUGUUGAUUUUUAUUAGUGUUAUAUAUUAUGUCACCUUAAGGUGCAUGUAAUCAAUCAGAUUAUUGAACAUAGUACGCAUUUUCAUAAUUUUAUAUUAAUAAGAAAAUAAAUAAUCUUUAAAAUUAUAACAAAUAAAUUAAAUGGAUUAUUAGCACAUUAACUAAAAUUGAGUUUAUUUAUCAACACUGUUAAUUUAUUUUUCUGUAAUCACUCCCCAAGUUAAAUAAAAGACAUAAACACAAACAUUUCUUUUGCAUGUAAUAUUUAAUAUGUAUAAGUGUUUGUAUGUAUAUUUAUUAAUUAUGUACAUUCAUUCAUACAUAUUUUUAAUUUAUGUGUAAUAUAUAAAUAUAUGUAUAUUUAGUGUAAUAAAAGAUACGGUACCAAGUAAAUAGAAG